CCGCCGUCUCCUUCACUCUCCGAACGUCAGUAUCAGUUUUUCCUCACUACCUUUCUCGUGGAUCUCACGUUUGCAAGGCGCGAAACUAUACGCGGUAGCAACUAGUAUUCCUACUGGUGCUUAUCAAUUAUUGCAAAUUGUGUUAGUUUCCUAAGUUGCCCUUCGACGUCUUUAAUUAUGACAGCCGCACUUCCAUCAUGGGCGGGAGUGCUGCAAUCGAACGCGUCGGCCCCGACGGGUGUGCUUUGCGCAAGAAACUCUAACAAUUCCGCCAACCCUCAUGAUUCGACAAACCCUAACAGUCACGAUUACCGUAGACCUCAGCUCGAAAUCACCUCUCCGCCACACCCGCCGUCCCCCCCCCCAAUAGUAUCCCGCGCAAUCACUUCUCUUUCACCGCAAUGUCGCCUCAAGCCGCACUACGGACGCCGAGCUCCUUCGAAGACCACCGCCGUGCCGCCCCGCCGCCGAAACGGGCCGGUGUCAUUCCCCUCCCCGCCCAACCACCGGCGAGUGUUGCGCGCGCCGCAACCGUCAGCCGUUGACCGAUCCACCGCCGCGGCAGGCGCCACGCUUCGCGCCGCAACUCACGGCGUGACUCACGGCGCAGCUCACGGCGCAGCUCACGGCGCGAAUCACGGCGCAGCUUCCGGCGCCACGCACCACGCCCUGCUUCACGAAAGCGCGUUCAGCUCCGAAGCGCUCGCGCUCAGCCUCACCUUGCGAAGCUUCCCGUCCGCAGCUUCCUUGCCGUCCUCCUCGCCAUCCUCGCCGGGAGCAUCCCCGAUACAGUCCGCCUCGUUAUUAACACCAAGAGCCGCUGCUGAAGUCCACGGCUCGCACGGUCAUCAUCAUCAUCACAGGGAUGGUGCCGGGGAGCGGCCGGCAAUUCUGCCGCCGGCGGCGGCGACGAGUAUCGCCGUGGCGGUGCCGGCAGACGAGGGGCUCGAUGCCGAUUCGAGUGGCGAUUCGGCGUUUCGUUGGGACGGCGUUAAGGUGCUGCCUUUCGCCGCGUCUGUCGGCGUGGGCCUCGCGACGUGGGCUUUAAUUCCAGUGCCCGAGGGAUUGACAGACCAAGCGUGGCAGCUGCUGGCGGUGUUCCUAACCACUAUAACGGGACUGAUUCUCGGGCCGCUUCCCGUGGGCGCGUGGGCCUUCGUUUGCCUCUCCUUCGCAAUACUCACAGGCACCCUCCCUUUCUCUGACGCCAUUAGCGCCAUGACCAACGAGGUCAUCUGGCUCAUCGUCAUCUCCUUCUUCUUCGCGCGCGGGUUCGUCACCACGGGGCUGGGCGACCGCAUCGCCACGCUCUUUGUCCAGUGGUUCGGCAGCAGCACGCUCGGACUCAGCUACGGCCUUGCAGCCAGCGAGGCCAUCCUGGCUCCAGCCAUGCCGAGCACGACAGCCCGAGCCGGCGGCGUCUUCCUGCCGAUCAUCGACUCGCUCUCGAAGCGCUUCGACAGCCGCCCCAACGACCCCAGCAGCAGCAAGCUCGGCGCAUACCUCAUAAUGACGCAACUCCAGUGUACAGCGCACAGCAGCGCCAUGUUCCUCACAGGCGCGGGACAGAAUCUGCUGUGCCUGAAGCUCGCUCAAGAGAUGGGAGUCGCGAUCCCGAACGCGUUCGGGACGUGGAUGCAAAUGGCGGUGGCUCCUGGGGUGGUGGGGUUGAUGGUUACCCCCCUGGUGAUGUUCCGACUGUUUCCGCCAGAGGUUAAGGAGACCCCGGAGGCGCCGGCGCUUGCGGCGAAGAGGCUAAAGGAGAUGGGGGGGGUGAGCGGCAAAGAGAUGAUCAUGAUCGGGACCAUGGGGCUGGCGAUCACGAUGUGGAUCAUGGGCGAGUCGCUGGGCAUUCCCAGUGUGGUGACCGCAAUGUCAGCCCUCUCCCUGCUCCUCCUCUCUGGCGUGGUCUCGUGGUCCGACUGCCUGUCAGAGCGCACCGCGUGGGACACCCUCAUGUGGUUCGCUGCGCUCAUCGCCAUGAGCAACCAGCUCACCCACAUGGGUGUGGUCGGGUGGAUGGCUGAUGGGGUAGCAGGGGGCCUGGGGAUGGUUCCUGGGGGGAUCCUGGCUGGGGAUAUGGCCACGGGGGGGAUGUUGGGUGAGGAGAUGGGGGGAGUGGUGGGGCUCUUGGGUGGAGACGUGGGGGAAAUGGUGGGGGCAACUGCAGCAGCGGCAGCAGGAACAGUAGCAGCAGUGGGAGGGGCAGCAGGAGCAGUAUUGGAACCAGUUACUAGUGCUGUCACCAUCCCCGUUGAAGCAGCAACAGCAGCAGCAGGGGAGCUCACAUGGGUGUCAAGUUUCUUUCAGCUACAAGUGCUAUACUUCCUCUCACACUACCUCUUUGCGAGCCAGACCGCCCACGUGGGGGCCUUGUAUGCGGCGUUUCUCGCCAUGCAAUUGGCUGCGGGUGUUCCCGGGGAGGUCGGCGCAUUUGCACUGGCUAUUAAUACGAAUUUGUUUGGAGCGAUCACGCAUUACAGCAGCGGCCAAGCGGCUCUUUAUUAUGGAGCUGGUUAUGUUAAACUUCCAGACCUAUUCAAGGUUGGGGGCAUUUCAGCAAUUAUCAACCUGGUCCUUUGGACGACAGUAUGCUCUAUUCUAUGGAAGUUUCAAGGGGUAUUUUAGGCCUGAAGAACACACUUUUUGCGCAAUCGGUAGAAUAGCUGAUGUGUUGUUUUUGGGUUGCGGAGCAACCUAUUGCGAUCGAUUGUAAGGAUUUUUUUUUUCAAGUUUAUGAUUUGGAAAAAAACUACCAAAUCUUC
Molecule: messenger RNA, 2765 nt
Organism: Closterium sp. NIES-67
Lineage: Eukaryota; Viridiplantae; Streptophyta; Zygnematophyceae; Desmidiales; Closteriaceae
Source: the annotation of a GenBank genome assembly